Messenger RNA from Carassius gibelio (silver crucian carp), 2072 nucleotides. Its product is annotated as heat shock factor protein 2. Gene Ontology annotation, biological process: regulation of DNA-templated transcription. The transcript has 12 exons. The record is from RefSeq and is a predicted model, not a curated record. Gene Ontology annotation, molecular function: sequence-specific DNA binding; DNA-binding transcription factor activity. Bases 128 to 1621 code for a protein of 497 amino acids. Lineage: Eukaryota; Metazoa; Chordata; Actinopteri; Cypriniformes; Cyprinidae.
CCUACAGGAAGUUGUGUAGUUGCGUCGCUAUUUUCACUGGUUCUCGUGUUUUAUCUAAACACAAGAAAGAAAUUUAACUGACUCAUAUUAUUUGUCAUUUGCAGCGUUUCAUUUUCAUUCCAGCAAAAUGAAACACAGCUCCAACGUUCCCGCGUUUCUCACCAAGCUUUGGACCCUCGUCGAGGAUUCGGACACAAAUGAAUUUAUUUGCUGGAGCCAGGAAGGAAAUAGUUUCCUUGUACUGGAUGAACAAAGGUUUGCAAAAGAGAUUCUCCCCAAAUUUUUCAAGCACAACAACAUGGCCAGUUUCGUCCGACAGCUCAACAUGUAUGGUUUUCGCAAGGUGAUGCACAUUGAAACGGGCAUAGUGAAGCAAGAGCGAGAUGGACCAGUUGAAUUCCAGCAUCCAUACUUCAAACAUGGGCAAGAUGACUUGCUAGAGAAUAUCAAAAGAAAGGUCUCCAAUGCACGUCCUGAAGAGAACAAAAUAAGACAAGAAGAUCUUUCUAAAAUUCUGACAAAUGUACAGAAUGUCCACGAGCAGCAAGAAAACAUGGAUGCUAGACUUGCUACGCUGAAAAGAGAGAAUGAAGCUCUUUGGACAGAGAUUUCAGACCUCAGACAGAAACAUGCACAGCAGCAGCAGGUCAUAAAGGAGCUGGUGCAGUUCAUCUUCACAUUGGUUCAGAACAAUCGCAUGUUAAAUUUAAAACGCAAAAGACCGCUUACUCUGAGCAGUAAUGGAAAGAAGUCAAAAUUCAUCCACCAGAUCUUCGAGGAACCUGUGGACCACAGCAAAUCCCCAGUGAAUGGACUCAAUGGAUCGAAAAACAGCUCUGACAUUUCUGAAGAUGUCGUCAUUUGUGACAUCACAGAUGAUGAUGCGGACUUUAUAGAUGGCGUAUCUGUACCGGCUGACCAAGUAGAUGCUGAAAUUGUGGAAGUGGCUUAUGAAAGCAGUCCGAAUAAAAGAAACGACAGCACAAUUGGAAGUGUAACAAAUUCAACCACUCAACAAGAAGCAGUACCCAAAAGCACGUCAAGCAUCCUGCAAUUGAACAAACCGUCAGGUCUAAGUUCAGAGGAUCCAGUGAAGCUGAUGGACUCUAUUCUCAGCGAAAAUGGAGCCCUUUCACAAAACAUAAACCUUCUCGGCAAAGUUGAGUUGAUGGACUAUCUGGACAGUAUUGACUGCAGUCUGGAAGACUUCCAGGCCAUGUUGUAUGGAAAACAGUUCAGCAUUGAUCCAGAUAUCAUAGAGGAAGCUGUCUCAGAAACAAAGGGUAAAGCCAACAAAGGGAAGUCUGAGCCUGGCAACACAGAUAAGCAGCUGAUCCAGUACACAACCUGCCCUCUGCUGGCCUUCCUGGAUGGAUGCUCCCCUCUGGCCCCAUCAGAUCCUCCAGCUGAAAACCUGACCCAAUCUAUCCUGCCCCAUAGCCCUGAAGAACCCGCGGACCUGUUGGACAAGGCCCUGGAGAUGGAGACCCAGAUUCCUCGCAGCUCUCUGAUCCGUCUGGAGCCCCUUACAGAGGCAGAGGCGAGCGAGACCACGCUAUUCUACCUGUGUGAACUGAACUCUGACCUGCCCAGCGCCGACACGCCACAGCUAGAUAUCUGAAAGCGAAUUAGCCUGGAAAACAGGGACUGGACCUUUUCAUUAUUUGUAAAUAUUCAUCAAAAUGAUGAUAUUUAUUAGCCAGAAUUUUUUUUUGGUACCAUCUGUCCCUCAGUUUGACAUUCCUUCCUUUCACUGAUACUUCUAGUUACUGUUCACUAGUUAGUGUUCCUUCCAGUAUUUCCAUCAGGAGAUCAGGCUGCAGUUAUGUUGCUGAUUUAUAUUGCAGCUGUUUUGUGAAGCACGCGUUGUCCUGUUUUAUUGUUGAGCAGUUCAGAAAAUGUUAGUUAUCCGUUGUGUAUGGUAUAGAAGUGCCUGCCUGAUGUUCUAAUGUCACUGUAAAUCGAUGUGAAGACCUUGGCUCAUGGUUAGUUCCAUAAUGUUGGACAAUACACAGUGAUUAUUGUUACUGUGCGAUAUUCAUCAUUAUAAAAAGCUUUGCAGUCGCAUUAAA